Blepharisma stoltei is the source of this 1071-nucleotide messenger RNA. Lineage: Eukaryota; Ciliophora; Heterotrichea; Heterotrichida; Blepharismidae. The record is from the annotation of a GenBank genome assembly.
AUGAAAGGAAAGAAAAAUGUCACCGAGAAAAUUCUUGAAGAAGCCAAGCAAAGAGAGCAGAGAUGAAACGAACUAAAAUCUCUAAUGGAAAAAUACGAAAAGCCAAAAUAUAAAGAAUCCGAUUUUAAAUCAAAGCCAUUUAAUACCCAAUUGAUUGAAAAAACAAAGCCAAUAGAAGAAGAAAAAUCGGUUAAAAACACCAAUAAAGCUUUGAAAAUCACAAAGUCAGCUGCAGAGGAAAAUAAAAAAAUCAAAAAUGAUGUAAAAAGUCAAAAUAUUGUGGAAAAUUCCAAAGUGAAUGAGGUUGAACAAUUUUUGGCAUCUAUAGGAAUGGAAAAAUAUGCUAGUGCUUUUCAAGACAAUGGAAUUGAUGACCUUGAGAUCCUAUGCGAGCUCAAUGAAGCUCAUUUAGAGCAAUUAGGAGUUCCUCUUGGGCACCGUAUAAAAAUUUUAAAAAAAAUAAGAGAAAAUCUUCUUUCCAAAAGUUCUGUAAAACAGCCCCAAGCCAAGCUGGAAAUCAGGCAGGAGCCACAAAUACAAGCCUCAAAAAUAAUGGUCCAGGAAAUUAAGCCAAAAUCCAUUGUAAAAAAUUCUGAUCAAAAAUCCAGCCCACCGAAAAAUAUACAAGAAAGGUCAGGAAAAUCCGAUUUUUCAGCACAAAAUGAAGCAAUAGAUGUCCAAACUGAUUCUUAUAUCCCUCAAAGCCUCCAUGUUAUGCAUCCACGAAUGACUAAAGUGCCAAUAAUAAAUCCUCCUUCUGGACAAAAAGCAACUGUGGGAAGAGCAAUUUCUUUAUAUCAGCCUGAGAUAGCUUCCCAAGAAGCCAUCGAAGAAGAAAAAUAUGUGAAACUUUCAGAGUUAAUGCAAAAACCUCCGGAAAAUAACGAAAAAAGUGAAAUAAAGUGGGAUGGGUUUCAAGCAUAUGUGCCUUAUCAGCCAUCUCAAGAGAUCCAAGCUUUGCAGAACUCCUCGAAUAACCAAAAACAAAGGCCAGAUUCAGCCAAAAAACGUAAAUCAAACUCAGAAGUUGAGGUUGCUAAGCCAGAUCAAGAUAUCCAUGGAUGGGAUUAA